AUGGCCACCACGAUUACUUCAACAAUCAAGCUUCCCAGCGGGUAUGAGAUACCUCGUUUGGGCUUUGGAGUCUACAAGACACCUCCAGAGGAGACAGAGCGAUGCUGUCUCGAUGCUUUCAAGGCUGGCUACCGCCAUAUUGAUUCCGCGGCGAUGUACCGCAAUGAAGAAGGCUGCGGAAACGCCAUCCGCGCAUCUGGAAUUCCCCGCGAGCAGAUCUUCUUCACCUCCAAAGUCUUCGACAUCAGCUAUGAUGCCGCCAAAGCACAGGUCGAUAAGAGCUUGGCGCUGGCAAAAUUGGACUAUAUCGACCUGAUCCUCCUGCACAAGCCAAUGGGCGGUUCCGAGAAUCGUAAGGGUGCCUGGAAAGCUCUGGUUGAAGCCGUCGAAGCCGGCAAAGUCCGGUCCAUCGGGGUGAGCAACUAUAGUGUCCACCACCUCAACGAACUCGAGCGUCACAUUGCCGAGCUUGAAACUGAGGGUGGCAAGGGUAAAGGUGGUGUUGUGAGUAUUCAGCAGGUUGAGCUUCAUCCGUGGUUGGCGCGUAAGGAUAUUGUCGACUGGUGCACACAGCGUGGGGUCGCUGUUCAGGCCUACUGUCCUAUUGUGCGCGGUAAUCGGUGGGACGAGCCUGCACUUCAGCGGCUGGUGAAGAAGUAUGGAAAGACGGAGGCUCAGAUAUUGAUUCGGUGGAGUCUGGAUAAGGGUCUUAUUCCGUUGCCGAAGAGUGCUACUCCGUCACGCAUUGCGGCUAAUGCGGAAGUGUUUGACUUUUCAUUGACGCCUGAAGAGGUAAAGGGGCUGGAGACGGAUGAAUAUAGUCCAGUGGCUUGGGAUCCAACUGUGUCUAGGCUUGAAGAUUAA
Molecule: messenger RNA, 864 nt
Organism: Penicillium atrosanguineum
Lineage: Eukaryota; Fungi; Ascomycota; Eurotiomycetes; Eurotiales; Aspergillaceae
Product: aldo/keto reductase
Exons: 5
Coding region: 1-864 (287 amino acids)
Molecular function (GO): oxidoreductase activity
Source: RefSeq, a predicted model, not a curated record